Pseudogymnoascus verrucosus is the source of this 3962-nucleotide messenger RNA. RefSeq lists its product as uncharacterized. Gene Ontology annotation, molecular function: protein binding. The transcript is spliced from 2 exons. Bases 44 to 3322 code for a protein of 1092 amino acids. Lineage: Eukaryota; Fungi; Ascomycota; Leotiomycetes; Thelebolales; Thelebolaceae. The record is from RefSeq and is a predicted model, not a curated record.
GGAAGCUCAUCACUUAAACAGGUUCCUUUUGGCAAAACUCAGUAUGAGUGCUAUUUCGAAGGUUCCGAACCGCAAAAAGCUUAAUCAGGCUUUAGAGUCUAUAGCAAGCGGUGGCUAUUCGUUGGAUGAUGGAUACAAUGAUACCAUGAAACGCCUAAAGGCUCAAUCCAGCGGAAUGCCGACCGAUUCGAUCAUAUUACUAUCUUUCGUAACCCAUGCUUCUAGAGAACUCACAGUCUCAGAGCUAGAGCACGCCCUGGCAAUUGAAGUCGACGAGUCAUCCUUUGACACAGACAAUAUUUCAGACUUGAGAGAAGCGAUUGAUUCAUGUAGUGGACUCCUUGAGAUUGACCCCGAAGACCAAAAGGUCAUGCUGGUCCACCACACCGCCAAGGAGUACUUUGAUCGUACGAAAGAAACUCAUUUCCCUGACGCAAGCGCAAUGAUUACUGAGAGGUGUCUCGCAUAUCUUUCUGACGGCAAUCUAACGGGUCCAUGUCAAUCUUAUGAAAGCUACAGUUUGAGAGUAGCGUCCUUCCCAUUUUUAGAGUACGCCGCUCAAAACUGGGGAUUUCAUGCUUCCCAAGGAGAAGUUCAGAGGACUCUAAGUGCAAAUAUUUUGGCCUUCCUACGCAAGACAUCUAAUGUCGCGUGUUCUGCUCAGGCACUGCUUCAGUCUCCGGACCACCGGUGGUAUGUGCAUGGAUCAAUUGAGCCGCAGAUAUCCCAGGGCAUCUCAGGACUUCACAUCUGUGCAUGGUUUGGACUUCUCCUUACAGCAACUCAACUCAUCGAAGAGGAAGUAGAUGUGAAUAUUGCCGACCAUAAUCAAAGGGGUCCCUUGUGGUAUGCCGUUUACAACAGGAAGAAAGAAGCCGUCACGUUGUUGCUGAAAAAUGGGGCAGAGAUUUCAACUGACGGGCCUCUAUUGCCAGUUUUUGAAGAAUGUGUCAGAAGCAGCGACCCAGAAAUUGUCAAGCUUUUGGGCGGCUUUCAGAACUACAACGCAGAUUGCUGCAGCGAUAUGCUGAAGCUCGCGGCCCAGAAUCCUCACUAUGGAGCCGGCAUGGCGGAGCUGGUGCUCGAUUCAUACCCCAACGUUCUAAUGAAGGAAAUAUACGAAGAGUUCAUACUAUCGAGUGUGGCCAACCACUUGUGUGCGAAGUCCAUCCUUAGCAUGCUCAUCAAUCGUGGAUGGAAGAUUCCUAUCGAUCUGAAUAUAAUAAGAGUCCUGUCAAAUGACAUCUCAUCCGGUGCAGAUAUUCUUAAAUGUUUAUUAGCUCAGGGUGGUAUUAAGCUCGAUGCUUCUAUUUUUGAGGCUGCAGCUAGUGGGAUGUCAAGCGAUGUUAUGGGAGAACUCCUGGAUUAUCAGCCAGGAUUUAAAUUCGGCGUGGAUAUUCUCCCACUCACGGCGGAAGUCAAUGAGGAGAUGUUCCUCGCAGUUCUCAAACGCCACCCACAUUUCGAAGUUACGCAGCAAAUGUUGGACAGGCUAGUUCGAAAUACUACUCUAAGAUCAGCAGCGAUGGAAGCGCUUUUCGAACACGCCCCACAAGGGAGCCUAAAAAUCGACGACCGCAUCAUAAUAUCCUCUAUUAGGGCCACAUACUGCGGUUCUCCUCUCAUGCAGUGGCUUCUUACUCGCUAUGUGGACUCUCAACAAGGAGGAAUUCCGGAGAAAAUAUUAGUGGCUGCAGUGGAAUGCGAUGAUACUAUAAGAAUGCUGAGCAUUAUUAAGUCAUUCGAGCCCAAUUUCAGGGUAACAUCCAGGGUUAUUCUAGCUGCCAUAACAUUUCGCGUUACGUCUACACCCCCAAAAAUCGACGUAGUCGAGUGGUUAUUGCAACAUGAUCCGCAUUACGAAAUCGAUGAAGAUCUAUUGACGGAGGCUCUAAAGACGGUCAGCUACGACGGGAUUCGCAUGCUACUAUUGCAUAAGACGCCACGGCCAACGCUCCCCAUGUUUUCAGCCUGCAGGGAUUUACCUACCUUGGAAUUGCUGGUAACGCAGGAAGAGUGUAUUUCCGAUCCAGAUAUUGUCGACGUCAUAACAGAAACGGCACUCCGACUGGGGAGUGACGAAGAAUCCAUUCGCAGAGUAUUGGGUCGUAUUCCAAAGCAGCACAUGCGGAUUACUCCCGCUACAUUAAAAUCUGCGGCUGCAAACACAUCUACCAUUGGCGCUGUGCAGUGGGUUUUGGACCAUGAUCCCACAUUAGAGGUUACCCCUUCUGUCUUCGAAGUUGCAGCACAUGGCUGCGGCAGUCUCAAAAAGAUGGAACUCUUAGCAUUGAGGAGCCCAGGAGUUAAAAUGACGGAAGAGGUACUACUAACAGUUUGUGAUUAUGGAGAUAUAAAGGCGCUGCAAUGGGUGCUCGAUCGAACUGAAGAUAUUACACAAAUUACGUCUCGAGUCCUGGCAGUCGCGGCCGGCGGUCGGUCUUGCAAGAAAGAUAACGUUGGCUAUAUGAAGCUGUUAACUGCCCGUAAUCCUUCUGUUGCGGUCACUGAAGAAGUCAUGAUCCGCGCAUGCCGGGUUGCAAAGUGGAGGAAUACACACUCCCUAGUAUGGCUAUUGGCUGAAUAUCCUCAUCAGCAGCUACUCUCGGAAGCUCCAAUGGCCCAUCUUUUUCGAGAAGGCCAAUCUCCUCCAGUUGUGGAAAUAGUCAAGCAGUACUUACCCGAACUAAGCAUCACAUCGGCGUUGUUGGCCACAGCUGCUAACAAUCCAUUUUCGGAAAAGCCUCUUGAGCUUCUAUUAUCUUUCGACGUUAAAGAACUCUUUUCUGAAUCCCUUCUUAUCCUUGUGGUGGAGUCAAAGAAAGCUGCAGCGAAAUUAAAUGUCCUCUUCAGGCUGCAUCCAGAAGUUGUCGGGGUAAACGAUGCUGUGCUCUGUGCUGCUUCUGAGAGCCGCCAUGGGCCAGGUGCCCUGCAAUGGCUGAUCGGGUUCUUGGAACCUAGAGAACCAAAUCAACCGCCCAUCUCAGCUCAGGAAGCGAUAAUAUGGUAUCUUAAUCGAGAUCCACCUCCUUUGAUUACCCAGGAAAUGAUUGUGGCAUCAGCACGAGAGCCAUGGGACACAGAGGUGUUGGCCCUGCUUCUUAGGCGUAACCCCACAUUUACCAUCUCCAAAGAGAUGGCCGAGGCAGUUUGCAGCAACUGGCGAUUUGGAGAACACCAGUUCAGGGUCCUGCUCAACCAUAACAAGCACAUCCGAGUCUCGGAUGAGGCUCAAUCUGUGGUCUUCAAAUCUAGGACCAAGGAAGCAACCAUGAUCUAUAAGCUUCUAAUGGAGCAUAACGACGACAUUGAUUUUCGGUAAGCCUGCAGGCUUACUGAUAAAUCGAUAAUAACAAUGUUGAACACGAUGGCACUACGAAGUGCUCGUUUCACAGAGUAUGCCAGCGACAUGGCUCUUCAUCAUCUCUAUCCCAGCCAAUUCACUUUGGAAAUCUGGAGAUAAAACGAAAUAAACCCUUACGAUCUGAUAAUGAUAUAUGACACGACAUGACAUGACAAACAUUUACUGCUAUUUAUUCUCAAUUUGUUCUCGAUGUUUUCACAGCGAUUAGUGUCACUGCUUGCAACUGUUUUAUGCCUUUAUAGAGAGUUUUUUUUGACAGAUCAAGCUAUGAACUAGACUAGAGAAAUUGAUGGACGAAUGCUUCAUGGGUUUAUUGGGCAGUGUUCGGCACGGAUACCAAUAUACCCUUGGUAUCCGGGUAUAUACCCGAGUAUAUACCCUACCCGUCGAUAUUCUAGAGUAUCCGGUGUAUCCGGGUAUAUACCCGGGUAUAUGCCAAGAGUAGCCAAGCAUCGCUAAGGCUUCAUUUUACAGACGUCGUCUCGACGAUAUGCUUAAACUAUUGCCUUAUAAGCAUACUAAUAUCCUUAAUAUCUAAUUAUUACCUAUUACUUAGGCUAUUUAGUAGUUCUAGUAACCUCUAUAGUCUUAAAAUGAG